Messenger RNA from Pelobates cultripes (western spadefoot toad), 5067 nucleotides. NCBI's taxonomy places the organism in Eukaryota, Metazoa, Chordata, Amphibia, Anura, Pelobatidae. The record is from the annotation of a GenBank genome assembly.
AUGUCAGACCCAAGUCCUCUCUUUCUUCAUGACAGUGAUAGUGGGUCAGGCAGCUCUGGUGGGGCAGCCGGUGAGUGAUUAGUAGAUAAGGGAGAAUGCUUGGCGAGGCGUUAUCAGAGAAUGUGAUGGGUUUGGUAACAUAUUACCUGCUCGCUCACAUACUUUAUCAGUGACAUCAGGAGGUAACGCUCGGCAUUUCCCAAUUCUGCACCUUCCCGUGUUCAGACACCACUCUUAUCACAUAAAGCAAACAGGCUCUGCAAUGAAAUGUGUGGGAAUAUAUCUGCGGUAUGUCGGGAUCCAGAACAUUGUGCGCUUCAAAAAUAAGUCACAUACUUUAUUGAUCAAAAUUUCAAGUGAAUGAUUUGGAGAAUGGACAAAGGUGACUAAAUAUGUCUUCCCUAUAACACUCUGUGAAAGGAGAAUGUUCAAACCGCAACUUUAGAUACUAAGAGUGAGACGUGAAUGUGUCACCAUCAACAACCAUGAACUAAACGAAUUCAGAAGAAACUAAAAUAUAUUUAUAAAAAAAAAAAACUAUUGUAUAGAGCAGUAAUUCCUAAACUUUUUAGCUUCAAGGCGCCCUAAAUAUCUCAAUAUUUUUCAAAGGCACCUCAAGUUAAAAUUUCUGUGUUGUAUAUCUGUACAGCGCAGCUGCAUUUACUGGCGCUAUAGUGUAAUGUUGGUGUUUAAAGGUGUGCUUGUAUAUAAAUUUUGUGUUUUAAUACAGGGGUGUGUUUGUAUGUAAUGUUUGUGUUUGAUUGCAGGGGUGUGUCUGAAUUUAGUGUUCACUUUUAUAUGCGGAUGUACAUCUGUGUGAAGUAUUUGUGUUUGAGUAAAGGGGUGUGCUUGUAUAUCAUUUUGGAGUUUGAAUGCAGCAGUAUGUUUGUAUGUAAUGUUUGUGUUUGAUUGCAGGGGUAUGUUUGUAUGUAAUAUUUGUGAUAGAUUGCAGGAGUGUGUUUGUAUGUUGUGCUGGUGUAUAAAUGCUUGGAUGUAUGCACAUACAUACAUACACACAUACAUACUUACAGAUAUACAUGCACAUUAACACACAGAUACAUAUUUAUACACCGACACAUACACACAAAUUUAUAUAGACACUGACACAUACACACACACUGACAUAUACACACAUCCUGACACACACAACCAUUGAUACAUGCACACACCAUGAUACAGAUACAAAAACAAAACCCAAAAAGGAAGGUAUAGUUUGCGGCGCUAAAACAGCUGCUAGAACACACCAAUAGGACUUAACCACAGAGGUCCUACAAGAGACAAAUCACAGCUAUACAGAAUAGUGUGCAGCGCAUAAAAAAUAUAUUCACAAGAACCACAUAUAAGUGAAAACUUCCACCUUAAAUGAAUAGAUAAUAAUAAAUAAGUACCCCAAUGAAAUCGUUAUCAGAAAGGGUAUGCCUUAUCUAUAAAAAAUAGAAAGAUCAUAGCAUAACACUGUGGUAAUGAAUAGGUUGAAUAAAGCAAUCUGUAUGGUCCAACUCACAUAUAGUAGAGCCUGUUACAAACUGGCUCAGGUAUAGUUGCUUAAACAGGAUAUCCUCAAAUGGAAUCACGAAAGCUGCAGCUUGAUCCUCAAUAUAAAGUGCAUAGACAUCAAUUAGAAGAAUAGCAGCAGUACAAUUUAUUAAAAUCAAUAGUAAAAGCUUACAUAUAAAUUUCUGGAAAUCCAGCAAGUAGCACAACGCGUUUCGACGUUACAAUACGUCUUCCUCAGGUGCAAUUUUUAUGCGCUGCACACUAUUCUGUAUAGCUAUGAUACAGAUACACACUGGCAUAAAAACAUACACCCUGACACACAGAUGUAUGCGCGUACACCAGCACACACACUAACAUAUAUACACACACACAGAUACACACCCUGACUCACACACACAGAUACACACCCUGACUCACACACACAGAUGCACACCCUGACUCACACACUCAUACUCACACAUACACAUGUGAUUUUUUUUUAUUUCUCCAGCCACCCUCCUGCUAGCUUACUUUGUGUGUCCAGAAGGGUGGCUUGGAGUCCUGAUCCUGCUCUUGGAGUGCUCCUCUUCCCCUUAGUGUGGAUGCCUCCUCCCCCUCAGGCUGACACUACAGGUGCCAGGUCGAAGUCUUAAAGCACCGUGGCACCCGACCAGGCUCCUGUUCAGCAGUUAUGUUUCCCGGUGCUAUAAUCAUUAUACUAUUGCAGCACCCUGGCACACAGUUUGGGAAUCACUAGUAGAGAGCUAUAAAUUCUGUAUUAAAACUCAUAGAAUUACAGUAAUAGCAAGUCAGAGCAAACUGAUUAGCAAAGCCAUCAAUGAUAAAUGUACAAUGUGCCAGAAACGAGAUGAUAUAAUAUGGCCACAACAUGCUCAGCUGUCCAACGCAGUGAAUUAUCCUUCACAAUAACAUGAUACGCCAUCUUGCUAUUGAACCCAGAUAUCUCAGAAGUUCUGGUAAUAUAGCCAUAUCCAGUAAAAUGUAAUAAUGCACCAAGAAACGCAAUAUGGAGCUGUACUCUCCGCACGUCUUCCACCAUGGACAAUACAUAUAUGUGUGUGUGUGGAUAUUAUAUUAUGGAAAACCACCCGUCCCAAUUAGCAAAUAAAAGUGAACAGCAAACAGUGUCCCAAAUAAACUUUAUUUUUAUUUAACAAACGACAACGAUAUCUAAGACGAUCACCUAAUAUACAACACUCAGUUUAACAAUGUGACAAGAUAUCCAGGACAUUAUAACAUCACACACAGCCAUAUUGCACUCAGCCAUAUCGCACUCAGCCAUACCGCACUCAGCCAUAAUAUACAACACUCAGUUUAACAAUGUGACAAGAUAUCCAGGACAUUAUAACAUCACACUCAGCCAUAUUGCACUCAGCCAUAUCACACUCAGCCAUACCGCACUCAGCCAUAUUGCACUCAGCCAUAUCGCACUCAGCCAUACCGCACUCAGCCAUACCGCACACAGCCAUACCGCACUCAGCCAUAAUAUACAACACUCAGUUUAACAAUGUGACAAGAUAUCCAGGACAUUAUAACAUCACACUCAGCCAUAUUGCACACAGCCAUACUGCACACAGCCAUAUCGAAAAACAGCCAUACCGCACUCAGCCAUAUCGCACACAGCCAUAUCGCACACAGCCAUACCGCACUCAGCCAUAUCGCACACAGCCAUACCGCACACAGCCAUAUCACACUCAGCCAUACCGCACUCAGCCAUAUCGCACUCAGCCAUAUCGCACACAGCCAUACCGCACUCAGCCAUAUCGCACUCAGCCAUAUCGCACACAGCCAUACCGCACACAGCCAUAUCGCACUCAGCCAUACCGCACUCAGCCAUAUCGCACACAGCCAUAUCGCACUCAGCCAUAUCGCACACAGCCAUAUCGCACUCAGCCAUAUCGCACUCAGCCAUAUCGCACACAGCCAUACCGCACUCAACCAUAAUAUACAACACUCAGUUUAACAAUGUGACAAGAUAUCCAGGACAUUAUAACAUCACACUCAGCCAUAUCGCACUCAGCCAUACCGCUCUCAGCCAUACCGCACACAGCCAUACCGCACACAGCCUUACUGCACACAGCCUUACUGCACUCAGCCAUAUCGCACUAAGCCUUACUGCACACAGCCAUACCGCACACAGCCAUACCGCACUCAGCCAUACCGCACUCAGCCAUACCGCACACAGCCUUAUUGCACUCAGCCAUAUCGCACACAGCCUUACUGCACUCAGCCAUAUUGCACUAAGCCUUACUGCACUCAGCCAUACCGCACACAGCCAUACCGCACACAGCCAUACCGCACUCAGCCAUACCGCACAUGCCCUGCUCAGCCAUAUAGUACUCAGCCAUAUCGCACUCAGCCAUACGCACACAGCCAUGGCGCACACAGCCUUACUGCACUCAGCCAUAUGGCACUAAGCCUUACUGCACUCAGCCAUAUCGUACUCAACCAUACCGCACACAGCCAUACCAACACAGCCAUACCGCUUUACAGCCAGCCUUACUGCACUCCACCCAUAUCGCGCCUAAGCCUUACUGCACUCAGCCAUAUCGCACACAGCCAUACCGCACACAGCCUUACCGCACUCACCCAUAUCGCACUAAGCCUUACUGCACUCAGCCAUAUCGCACUCAGCCAUAUCGCACUCAGCCAUACCGCACACAGCCAUACCGCACACAGCCUUACUGCACUCAGCCAUAUCGCACUAAGCCUUACUGCACUCAGCCAUAUCGCACUAAGCCUUACUGCACUCAGCCAUAUCACACUCAGCCAUACCGCACAAAGCCAAACUGCACUCAGCCAUAUCGCACUCAGCCAUACUGCAUACAGCCAUACCGCACACAGCCAUAUCGCACUCAGCCAUACCGCACACAGCCAUACCGCACACAGCCUUACCGCACUCACCCAUAUCGCACUAAGCCUUACUGCACUCAGCCAUAUCGCACUCAGCCAUACUGCACUCAGCCAUACCGCACACAGCCAUACCGCACACAGCCUUACUGCACUCAGCCAUAUCGCACUAAGCCUUACUGCACUCAGCCAUAUCAUACUCAGCCAUACCGCACACAGCCAUACCGCACACAGCCUUACUGCACUCAGCCAUAUCGCACUAAGCCUUACUGCACUCAGCCAUAUUGCACUCAGCCAUAUCGCACUCAGCCAUACCGCACACAGCCAAACUGCACUCAGCCAUAUCGCACUAAGCCUUACUGCACUCAGCCAUACUGCACACAGCCAUACCGCACUCAGCCAUACCGCACACAGCCAUACUGCACUCAGCCAUACCGCACACAGCCUUACUGCACUCAGCCAUGCCGCACACAGCCAUACCGCACACAGCCAUACCGCACACAGCCUUACUGCACUCAGCCAUAUCGCACUCAGCCAUAUCGCACUCAGCCAUACCGCACUCAGCCAUAUCGCACUCAGCCACAUCUCACUCAGCCAUACCGCACUCAGCCACAUCGCACUCAGCUUUCCGAUGUGUCCACCAGAAUAAAUUUGCCGACAGCUUGCCAAAAAACAACUAGAUACUCGGUGAAAUCAUAUACAGUGGCCCAUCCGGAUUGA